Molecule: messenger RNA, 1821 nt
Organism: Alosa sapidissima (American shad)
Lineage: Eukaryota; Metazoa; Chordata; Actinopteri; Clupeiformes; Clupeidae
Exons: 10
Coding region: 40-1362 (440 amino acids)
Source: RefSeq, a predicted model, not a curated record
GCGAUCCAUUUCCACUGAACAGAAAAUAAGUCAGACACCAUGUCUUUUUUUACCAUUGUUCUGCCUUUGCAAAUGCUGUUUUCUGCCACUAUUGGAAGUCACUUCUGGGGUGGAUCAAUGACUUUUUCUCCUAAAGGAGUGUACCAAAAUGGUUCUUACAAGGUGGAGUUUCGCUUCAAACAAACUUUUGAUAGAUGUAGUUAUUUUACCUGGAAUAACUGCAUCAGUGGAAACUGUGGAAUUGAAGGCAGCCUCAAAAGUGGUGAGAUAUACAACACAGCAGGGAGGCAUGCAGGCAAUUUCAACUGGUGCCAGACAGAAGGGAUUAGGACAAGAUUGAUACCCACAGAUAACCCAUUCAGUUUGAGUGAAAGGAGCGGCAAUUGGGUGAGUCUACAAAAUGGUGUUGUAAGUUGGAGGCUACUCACAGUUGUUGAUCUUGGAAAGCGAUCCGACACAAAUAAAGCAAACAGAUCCCCAGUCACUACCAGCAUAUCAUUUGUCAGUGUCCCUCAGAACUGCCCACGGAUGUAUACGCUGGUAACGUUUGAUCCAGACAAUGACCAAGGCAGAUGCAGAUAUGGCACUCUCCUGGAUCAAGAAUGCUCUGUCUGCCAGCUUCCUCUUGGGUUUACCCUGACGCAAAACAGAAUCAAAGAGAAAGAUUUCUGCUCACUACAUUAUAACAAGGCCACAACUGGUGUCUAUGGGUUAGAGCUGGUUGUGGAGGAUUUCCCCCAGCAAAACAUCAUUCUCUCCUACAACAAUGGCUCCCGCGCUUUCAGGGGUCCAUUUAAUCAAGCUGCCAGUCCUCUUAGCAAGCUUCCUCUGCACUUUGCUGUCAAAGUCGAUCCUCCUAUUGCUUCUUGUGAUGAGGGAGUGUUCUUGCCAAAGUUUGUUCCACCUACCCCUGAGAAUGGAGACACAAUUCAAGCUGUGAUCAACCAGGAGCUUAAAAUCAUAAUAAAUGCAACAGCCUCUGAAGCAGGAAUUCGUGGUCUUGUGAUCAGUGGACCCUUGAAUAUCACAAGUAGUUCUGAAAGAUCUGAUGGCCUUGAACAACUGGUCCUGAAAUGGACUCCAAGGAGUGAUGAUCUUGGGGAAUAUUUCCCCAUCUGUUUUAUUGCUGAAACUAAUCCAAUAAACUCCACCUAUUAUCAAUCUGACAUGAGAUGCAUCAUUGUUGAAGUUGGAAAUCCUCCCGAGACUGUGGUAGGCCUGAGGAUGAUGGUUGAGUCUACAGAUGCACUAACUGAGGCAGAAAUUGAAGAAAAAGUGAUUAAGCCACUUCAAGAGGAGCUUAUCCGAAAUGGUCUACCCAACACCACCACUCUGAGUCUGAGACGAGUGUACAGCCCGUGAAGAAGUGCUAUGGAAGCAUUUAAAUAAACAGGUGCACUCCUUUGGGUUUUAUAACUUUAUAAGCACUGUUUCAUUUUAGGAAUUUAUGUAGCCAGCAAUCAGGAGCUGGUGCCCAGCUACUGAAAACUAUCUGCUGAUUUCUUCUGUUGUACAAAAUGAAUCAAGUGUGAGCCCGUAUAGAAGAGAAAUGCGGUUUGUAUACAGCGAUCCUAUGUCUUUUUUGUUUAAAUCGGGCAAAAUGACAUUAUAUGUUUCAUAUAAGACCAAUACAUAUCUGUUAAACAAUAAAAAGGCAGCCUAUGGCCACUUUCAUACUAAAAGGCACACAACAUCUUAUAGUGGAUUUGUGGGUCAUAUAAGGAUAAUAUAAACAUUCUUUCUUGUAAAAGGUAUGUGGUAAUUUAAGAUAUUAAUGAGAUAAUGUAGAAAAUUAAUAUGAAAUGUACCAGUUUGGGGUAA